UUUCGCGGGACCAUGUGUCGAAGUGCGAAGAGCAAUUUCCCGAAGCCAAGACUAGUGAAUAGUCGGUGAAUUUGGUUGUUACGUUGUUGUGCUUCUCAUUAGUUAGAUUAUCAGAAACAUUGAUAUCGUGAAAUUCAUCUGUCUGGAAGAGAUCUUUACCAAGCAUGAAAAAUCCAUUUUUGUCACACUGGCCGUUCGGAUAGACUUCGGAUUUAACCCGGAAGAAGUACCCUAAGUCAGCGCAGCGAAAUUACAGUGAAAAUUUAUUGGAAAGGUCCUCUAGUCACCUAAGUCACACAAUCAGGUUAAACUGACCAAAGAAAAUUGCACACACGCACCCGAUCGCUUUGUAAUAGCAAAAUUUAAUCAAAAUGGCCGAUUUUCUAUCGUCGAUUAUGAAAGAUUUUGGAUCAUGGCAAUUCAGGGCGAUAUUACUGAUAUACUUGUGCAAAAUACCAUCGUCGUGGUUUAUGGCGUGUUUAAUUUAUACGGCCCCUGUCCCUAAGCAUGGUGAAUUCUUUUGCAAACCUCCCGUUCCCAUCAAUCACAUCAACGCGACCGAAUGGAUCAAGGUUUCCCAUCCGUUGAAGGAGGAAGUGCACGAUGAAGAGUUCACCAUCGACUAUUGCAACGUUUUCGAAGAUGCCAUGGAACAUAGUCUGCAGUACUACAACGAUCCAUCGAUCAAACCAUGGAUAGAGCCUACCAACAACACCAAGGUCAUACCGUGUGAAACAUUCGAGCAUCACGUGGAGUACAACUCUAUAAUCACCCAGUUCGAUUUGGUGUGUUCGAGGGACAUACUGGUAGCAACUACGCAGUCUUUCCAUCUAUUCGGCGUUUUGCUUGGUGGCAUUAUAACAACCCAAUUGCUGCAGACGAUCAGUCCGAGGAACAUCAUGCUGCUUGGAAUGUAUACGCAAAUUAUUAGCGGGUGCAUCACCGGUUUGAUAAACGUAUUCGAAUUGCACAUGCUCUUCCGGUGUUUGAGUGCAAUUUGCUGUGGUUUCAUGUACACAGCAGGAGGUGUUAUCAUGACUGACAUAACGGGGGGCAAAUUUAAAACCGCCACUAUAUGCUUGUUCGAACAAUUUUGGUCGAUCGGCGUGAUUAUGUUGCCUGGAAUCGCCAGCUUUUGGAGUAGCUGGUCCCAGUUGUACCUGGCCAUCUCUCUGCCAACGUUUUUGUUGAUAAUCUUACACAGGUGGAUACCGGAUUCUCCAAGGUGGCUGCUCAAACGGGGAAGGGUUCGAGAGGCCAAAAUGUACCUGAUGGAAUCUGCUAGGUGUAAUGGCAGUACUGAACGCAUUCCGAGUGAUUUCGAUCAGCAACUGAAGUCGUUUUCCGAGGCGGCUGUAGAGCAACCAGAUCCCGAUCCCUGGUUUUCGAUAUGGAGCGAGAAAGCUUCUACGAAGAACCUCAUCUGCGUCCAUCUGGCCUGGUCCAUAUUUAUCGUCGUGUACUAUGGAAUGCUGCUGAACAUCAGAGCAUUCGGCAGAGAAAACCUGCAGAUCAACACGGUAAUUGCAGGGAUAUCGGAAAUGAUUGGAACGUUUAUCGGAUUCUAUCUGAUCAUGUUCACAAAGAACAAAUGGUUUUGGACCGGUUUGUUCAAUAUCAUCGGUGGUUUAGUGGCGUACGUUGCAUGGUUGAUACCACCAGAAGUUACAGGGAACAAGCGAGUUGCUCUUUUAAUGCUAACGGCAAUGAUCUCAAAGACUAGCAUUUCUUCCUGUUUGGCUAUACUGACGACUUGUACGGCUGAAUUGGUAGGUGCGAGCAAAAAGAACGGGCUCGUCUAUUCAACUAUUGUGUGGGCGAGGUUUUGGCUAAUAGGUGCUCCGUUUGUGGGAGCCACGGUCAUAUUUGGUCAGUUGGUGCCCCAAACGGCAUUUGGCUCGCUGACCAUUCUUGGUGGAAUUAUCGUAGGAAGUAUUAACGGGGAGCGAACACACCCAGUGGUGAAGCGGAACACAGUCUAUCCGGAAACAAUCUGCACAUCUGCCAACUGGCUGUCGCCAAAACCGCUAGGAACAAAUGAUCUGAAGCAAUAACAACUAUCGACUGGUAUA
Ochlerotatus camptorhynchus is the source of this 2072-nucleotide messenger RNA. Its product is annotated as organic cation transporter protein. The transcript has 10 exons. The record is from RefSeq and is a predicted model, not a curated record. Bases 372 to 2054 code for a protein of 560 amino acids. NCBI's taxonomy places the organism in Eukaryota, Metazoa, Arthropoda, Insecta, Diptera, Culicidae. Gene Ontology annotation, biological process: transmembrane transport. Gene Ontology annotation, molecular function: transmembrane transporter activity.